Messenger RNA from Penicillium subrubescens, 918 nucleotides. Its product is annotated as BAR domain-containing protein. The coding region runs from base 1 to 918 and encodes 305 amino acids. NCBI's taxonomy places the organism in Eukaryota, Fungi, Ascomycota, Eurotiomycetes, Eurotiales, Aspergillaceae. The record is from RefSeq and is a predicted model, not a curated record. Gene Ontology annotation, molecular function: protein binding. The transcript has 5 exons. Gene Ontology annotation, cellular component: cytoplasm.
AUGGAUCGAGUGCAGGCAUUCGGUAAGACCUUCAGCGCGAGCUUCACGCCAUUUGCGCAGCGCACCCAGCAAAUGAUCAAGGAGCAGCUGGGACAGGUUGAAGAUAAGACCCAGCUCCCCGAUGAGUACAUCGAGCUCGAGAAGCGCGUCGAUGCGCUCAAGCUUGUCCACCAGAAGCUGCUCCAGGUAACCUCGCAAUACUCCAACGAGGCCUAUGACUACCCGCCCAAUAUUCGCGAAUCCUUCAACGACCUGGGCCGCACUAUCAACGAGAAGGUCACCCUCCUGUCUCAGGCCAGCUCCCCGGCCGAAGCCCAGGCUGCCCUGACCGCGCCGCCCGCCGCAAAGCCCCAGCCCAAGACCUUCAACCACGCGAUUGCGCGCGCUUCGCUCGCCGGCUCCCAGACCCUCGCGCAGAGCAGCCAUGUCGAGGACCCGCUCGCCACCGCGCUGGAGAAGUACGCCCUGGCUGAGGAGAAGGUCGGCGAGGCCCGUCUCAGUCAGGACGCGCAGAUCCAGUCCCGUUUCCUGGCUGGUUGGAACACCACGCUGAACACCAACUUGAUGUUCGCUGCGAAGGCGCGCAAGAACGUUGAGAACGCUCGUCUUACCCUGGAUUCGAUCAAGGCUAGCAAGAAGGCUGCUGCUCACGGUGACUUGGAUAACUUGAGCGAGGAUGCCCGCCAGGAGAUUGAGCAGGCGGAGGAUGAGUUCGUUGGUCAGACUGAGGAGGCUGUUAGCGUGAUGAAGAACGUCCUUGAUACCCCCGAGCCCCUGCGCAACCUGGCCGAUCUGAUCGCUGCCCAGCUGGAGUUCCACAAGAAGGCCUACGAGAUCCUGAGUGAGCUCGCUCCCACCGUGGACGCGCUCCAGGUCGAGCAGGAGGCUAGCUACCGCAAGAGCCGUGAAGGCGCAUAA